AUGCCCCUGCGUAUCACACGAAAAAGCCGAGUCGGGAAUGUGCAGCAAAACCUCGGACGACGAUGGCAGGAAGAUCAUGACGAUGAAAAAAAAGAAAAUUGUGCAUGAUCCAUAUGAACGUGGAAAAAUAGAAAUGUGUUUCUUGCAUAUUAGGAACGAAGAAGUAGUCAUCGACGAAUAGUACCCGCUGUGACUCCUUAUCGAAUGCAAAAAUGUCUGGGUCUGGAAGAAUUCAUGUUUGUCAUGCUUGUCUAGCGAGACUCUUAAAUCUGUCAUGCACGUUACCCAAGAGCUCCGUUUUUCUGUGAUGCAGAAGCGCAGUUUGUCAUGCAGAAUAGGCAACACCUAGGAGCUCAGAAGCUUGUCAUGUUGAGCCAGCAUUUGUAGCCUCAUCAUGAAACGCCACCCAGCAUCACAAGUCUCCAGACCCAGACAUUUUUACAUUUGAUACACCUAGUACUCCUGCAUUUUGCUUCCAUACACACCGAGGGGUUUUACCCGAAGGGGUACUCGUAUGGAAGUGUCAGAAUCGAAAUUGACAAAAUCGAAAAAUUUGUGAUGCAUAAAAUCGAUACCAGUUGGAGCCUCAGUUUCCAAGUGGCGCAUCACAAAUUUCGGGAGCACCGAAAUCCAGUCUGUCAUGCUGUUUAGACAAAGAAGACUGCCCCUGUCAUGCUAUUCUGGCAGCACAUUGCAUACCCCUAAACAGGCUUGCCAUCGGUCUCAUUUGCAUGCUCCCCAAGACAGGCCUUCAGUGCCCUACAUUUUAUGCAUCACAAGUUUUUCGAUUUUGUCGAUUUCGAUCCUGACACAUCCAUAACUCACUGGAGAAGGCGCUGGUAAAGAAUUUUGCGAACCACAUGGCAGCAGUAGGAUUGAUCAGUACGAUGAGAUUCGUGUGCAUGGGAGAAAGACAGGACUUAAGCAUAAGGAAGUUCUUGUAUAAGUCUUGGAAAAAAUAAAUCAACACCAGGGCUCUCCCGCGGGUUGGGACUACGUGACCGCCUAUUUUCCGUACAGCGAUGAUCCACGGACAAUGUCGCAGAAAAACCACGUCAACAGCUGUCUCAUCCGGUUCUCGGUAUAUCAUGACUGUGACGGUUUUGGAUUUUUACUUGUCAUAUGUGAUCGCGUUUCUCUCUCUUUGCAGGUGGUUGUGGUUGUUACGCGUGAAGAGGCAAUCAAGAACAAAAACAGCAAUUCUGCCGCUGCGCCCGUGAACUAGGAGAGGAGGAUCCGAGGUGUCGCUACCAGUAUUUCCGCGCGGAGUGCAACUGUUUUGGAGGUAAUAUCAGUGUGGUUUUUAAAAACCCGCAUAAAGUGUUUCUCUUGCAAAAACUAGAAAGGGUAAGUCGUUUAUUGCGUUUCUGAUGCUUGAGAGCCGUUGCAAAAAAUAGUUGGUAGGCAUGAUCCGACAACAAAUAUUUACAGCCGAUCUGGAUCUCUUCAUGCGGAAAAGGAAGGAGGGUAACUGCAACGUGGAUAUCCUGCCGGAUCGCAGUACUAAGAAUCAGAAGGGGCACUAG
This is a messenger RNA of Amoebophrya sp. A120, 1526 nucleotides long. Lineage: Eukaryota; Dinophyceae; Syndiniales; Amoebophryaceae. The record is from the annotation of a GenBank genome assembly.